AUGCCUGUAGAACACAGUCCCGGACAAGUUCCACCGCCAGGUUCUGUGACCAAUACUCAAUGCGCUCUUUGUAAACAAGAGAUAAAUAAUACCCAUCCCUGUUAUUUGUUGAAAUGCAAACACGUCUUUCAUAAGCUUUGCUUAGAAGGUUGGCUGGCAGAGCAUGAUAAUUGCUUCAUUUGUAACAAAACUAUUAACCAACCAGACCUGAAAUUAGUUGUUGGCAAUUGCUCGCCUGGACCCAAGCAAAGUACGACCAAUACUGCCCCUACGGGUCACAGAGUUAUGACUCGAAACCUUACUAAGGCUUUAAAUCAAGCUCCAGCAGCAACUGCUGCCGAAACACAAGACACUCGUGGUUUGGAUGCGAGUGCCGUAGCGUCAUCCGCCCUAGAUGCUAGUCAAAGCACCAACCAAGCUGAAGCUCCUCCUAGAGACACCGGCACUAGAAGGAGAGGUAGAACUACGCGAAACCGAAAUUCUCGUCAAGGUAACGCGGUUGACUACACAAUUUUACAAGAAAUGAUUGAACAAACUGUGACUAGAGUUAUGGCAAACUUUAACAUGGGCGUAAGCCAGAACGCUCAACCCAGUUCUAGCCCGACAUAUACCCAUGCUGUACCCAUACCUAUCCGUGACACUCCUGCUACGUUUGCAUCUUCUACGCUUAAUAGAAAGACAGCUGACACAAUGCAAAAGUGGAAUUUACACUUUGAUGGAUCCACGGAAGGCUUAGGAGUAGAAGAGUUUAUAUAUAGAGUCAAAUCAUUGACAGACGAAACCUUAGAUAGCGACUUCACUGCCAUGUGUAAGCACAUGCAUAUAUUGUUUUCUGGAAAAGCCCGAGACUGGUACUGGCGGUACCAUAAGCAAGUAGAUCGUAUAGUUUGGUCAGAUAUUUGUGCUUCUCUUCGGCAGCAAUAUAGGGACUAUCGCUCCGCUUUUAUGAGCAAAGAGAUGAUUAGGUCGCGUAAGCAAAAGCCUGGGGAAUCAUUUUCCUCUUUUUAUGAUGCCGUUGCAUCACUGAUUGAUAAGUCCAGCGUUAAAAUGGACGAAGAAGAGGUUAUGGAGAUUUUGAAAAACAAUUUGCUCCCUGAAACCCGCGAAAAGCUUUUGUAUCAGCCAGUACACUCAGUUGGACAUUUACGUAGGUUAGUAAACAUGAGUGAGAAUUUAGAAAAUGAGCUCCGUUGCCGUGCAGAAAGCGUUACCAAACCGAGACCGGCAGUCAAUCGCCGUCAAGUCUAUGCCCUUGAGGACGCUUGUCAUGAACCAACAGAAGAUGUAGAUAUUGGAGGAGAGUUAGCAGCUCUUCGUAGUAGCCACUCGAAAACCAAGUGUUGGAACUGUGAGGAGUUAGGUCACAUUUGGGAAAACUGUUUGUCAGAACGUCGUAUUUUUUGCUACGGAUGUGGCGCUCCGAAUGUCUAUAAGCCACAGUGCACAGCUUGUCUCCGAAAAUUAUCGGAAAACCGUCAAACGGGUGCAUCCAACGCCAACCGGAUGGGCCCGAAAGCUAACCAGAACGAUAUGCGCAGCUAUGCUGAAGUUUCGUUCUUGACGUAUAAAGAACUUGGUCUCUUGGAUACAGGAGCGAAUAUAAGCUGCAUCGGUUCCUCUCUUGCAACAGAAGAUUUUUCUAAGAUACCUGAAUUUAAACCUUUAAAAUCACGAGCUAGAACCGCAGAUGGUGAAGAACAGAAAAUUAUAGGAGUUCUUGACAUUCUUAUGACUUAUAAAACAGUCAAAAUGCCAAUGAAACUGUACGUUAUACCCUCCAUAAAACAGAACCUUAUUUUAGGUCAUGAUUUUUGGAGAACCUUCUCACUUGCACCGAACAUUAUUAGUUCUCUAGAUAACACUGUGGACUCAACUAGAACCACAGAAAACGUGUACCCUUUGAGUCAGCAGCAAAUUCAGCAGUUAGAAGUCGUUAAGGCUUUGUUUCCGAAUGCUACUAAAGCUUUAGGACGUACCACAUUUAUCCAACAUCAUAUAGAUGUAGGAGACGCAAAGCCUGUGAAACAGCGUUUCUACCCCGUAAGCCCGGCUGUAGAGAAAUUGCUUUAUAAAGAGAUCGAUCGUAUGCUCCAACUGGAUGUAAUUGAGCCGUCGGUCAGUGCUUGGAGUUCACCCAUGCGUCUCGUUGUGAAACCCAACAAAGUUCGACUUUGCUUGGAUGCCCGCAGACUUAACGAAGUCACAAAAAAGGACGCUUACCCUUUACCUAGUAUUGACGGAAUCUUUUCUAGACUACCUAGCGCUAAUAUAAUCACCAAACUGGACCUUAAAGAUGCAUAUUGGCAAAUUGAGCUCAGUCCUGACUCAAAGCCGUUGACCGCCUUUACGGUCCCGGGACGACCGCUUUAUCAAUUUAAGGUAAUGCCAUUUGGGCUAUGCAAUGCCCCGUCUACUAUGUGCCGCUUGAUGGAUGAAAUCAUUCCACCUGAUCUUCGACAUUGCGUUUUCGGUUAUCUCGAUGACCUUUGCAUUGUGUCGGAAGACUUUUUAUCACAUCUCGCUGUGUUAGUUCGUUUAGCGGAGAAAUUCCGCAAAGCAAAUUUGACCCUCAAUAUUGACAAAAGCCAAUUUUGUGUCACAAGCAUUAACUACCUAGGUUAUAUCAUUGGUAGCGGAGGUAUUCGUACAGACCCUGCUAAAGUGUCAUGCAUUUUAAACUGGCCCUCGCCUAAAAACUUGAAGCAAGUACGUGGAUUCAUUGGAGUUUGUGGAUGGUACCGUCGCUUCAUUCACAAUUUUGCCGACCUCACGUACCCAAUCACUGAAGUGUUAUCCUCAAAAAAGAAGUUUGUAUGGACACCAGAAGCUCAACAGGCGAUGGACAAAUUAAAACAAAUUUUGACAUCGGCCCCAGUUUUAUCAAACCCUGAUUUUGAAAAGAAAUUUUAUUUGCAUUGUGAUGCCAGCGAUUUUGGAAUUGGUGCGGUUCUGGUUCAAUUGUCCGACGACAGCGAAGAAAAGCCGAUAGCUUUUAUGUCCAAGAAAUUGAAUCGAGCUCAGCGCAACUAUAGCGUCACCGAGCGUGAAUGCUUAGCCGUAAUACUUGCUAUUGAAAAGUUCAGAUGUUACUUGGAACUACAAGAGUUCGAGGUAGUAACAGACCAUUCCAGCCUUCUUUGGCUAAUGCGGCAGCAGAACGUUUCGGGUAGACUUGCUCGAUGGAUAUUUCGCUUACAGCAAUUUAAAUUCGCUAUAUCCCAUCGCAAAGGAAAGGAACAUAUUGUUCCGGAUGCCUUAUCACGGCUAUGCGAAAAUGAAAUAUCAGAGUUAGAUAUGAGGCCGAUCAUAGAUCUUGAAUCAGACGCUUUUCAAGACGAGGGCUACGCAACCCUGAAAAACAAAUUUAGUGAAAACCCUGACAAAUUUCCUGAUAUGAAAAUUGUUGAUAAACUUUUGUAUAUCAGAACCGAACACGCUAUUGGCGAUGACCCCGAGGAUAAAUUCACGUGGAAGUUAUGGGUUCCAGAGAGGCUCAAAAACGAGGCCCUAAAGCAAGCUCAUGACAGCCUCACGUCUUCGCACGCAGGCAUACAAAAGACCAUCGAGAAACUACGUCGUUAUCUUUUCUGGCCUGGCUUAGCGAAGGAUGUACGCGAGUAUAUUCGACAAUGUGAAAUCUGUAAGGAGAAUAGAGCCCCCAAUGUCACGUUACGUCCUCCAAUGGGUGCUCAUAGCCCUACUUGUCGACCUUUCCAAAAGUUGUAUGUUGAUCUGCUAGGACCAUACCCUCGCAGUAAAAAUGGCCAUAUAGGUUUACUCAUUGUCCUUGACCAUUUUAGUAAGUACCACUGGCUUCAACCGCUAAAAAAGUUUACUUCCGCUGCUAUCCAAAAAUUCCUUCUUGAGAAUGUAUUUCAUAGCUUUGGAGUUCCUGAAACCGUUGUGAGCGAUAACGGAACCCAAUUCAAAGCUAAUGACUUCCAAGCCUUCCUAACCGAAUUAGGUAUCAAACAGGUGUUUACUGCUUUAUACUCGCCGCAGAGCAAUGCUGCCGAACGCGUAAAUCGUUCGUUAUUAGCCGCGAUUCGUUCGUAUUUGAAAAACGACCAGUCUGAAUGGGACUUACAUCUCUCAAGCAUAUCCUGUUCCUUGAGAUCUGCACUUCAUCAAUCGCUAGGAUGUUCACCGUAUCGAGCCUUAUUUGGUCUGGAUAUGAUUACUCAUGGGUCAGACUACAAACUACUGAAGGAGUUAUCAUUACUUGAAGAGCCCAUUGUACCCAUUUCCCGAUCCGACAACUUAGCGUUAUUGAGAAAAGAUAUACAAGCAAGCAUACGCAAGGCAUAUGACAAAAACGUUAAGCAAUAUAAUUUACGUUCAAAACCUGUAUCUUAUAAAGAAGGCCAAGAAGUAUACCGUCGCAACUUCGCUCUAA
Rhagoletis pomonella (apple maggot) is the source of this 4396-nucleotide messenger RNA. RefSeq lists its product as uncharacterized. The annotation marks the transcript as partial. NCBI's taxonomy places the organism in Eukaryota, Metazoa, Arthropoda, Insecta, Diptera, Tephritidae. The record is from RefSeq and is a predicted model, not a curated record. The transcript is spliced from 2 exons. Gene Ontology annotation, molecular function: zinc ion binding; nucleic acid binding; aspartic-type endopeptidase activity. Gene Ontology annotation, biological process: DNA integration; proteolysis.